Molecule: messenger RNA, 1191 nt
Organism: Calliphora vicina (urban bluebottle blowfly)
Lineage: Eukaryota; Metazoa; Arthropoda; Insecta; Diptera; Calliphoridae
Product: probable serine/threonine-protein kinase clkA
Exons: 4
Source: RefSeq, a predicted model, not a curated record
AAUAAUAAUAAUAAUAAUAAUAAUAAUAAUAAUAAUAAUAAUAAUAAUAAUAAUAAUAAUAAUAAUAAUAAUAAUAAUAAUAAUAAUAAUAAUAAUAAUAAUAAUAAUAAUAAUAAUAAUAAUAAUAAUAAUAAUAAUAAUAAUAAUAAUAAUAAUAAUAAUAAUAAUAAUAAUAAUAAUAAUAAUAAUAAUAAUAAUAAUAAUAAUAAUAAUAAUAAUAAUAAUAAUAAUAAUAAUAAUAAUAAUAAUAAUAAUAAUAAUAAUAAUAAUAAUAAUAAUAAUAAUAAUAAUAAUAAUAAUAAUAAUAAUAAUAAUAAUAAUAAUAAUAAUAAUAAUAAUAAUAAUAAUAAUAAUAAUAAUAAUAAUAAUAAUAAUAAUAAUAAUAAUAAUAAUAAUAAUAAUAAUAAUAAUAAUAAUAAUAAUAAUAAUAAUAAUAAUAAUAAUAAUAAUAAUAAUAAUAAUAAUAAUAAUAAUAAUAAUAAUAAUAAUAAUAAUAAUAAUAAUAAUAAUAAUAAUAAUAAUAAUAAUAAUAAUAAUAAUAAUAAUAAUAAUAAUAAUAAUAAUAAUAAUAAUAAUAAUAAUAAUAAUAAUAAUAAUAAUAAUAAUAAUAAUAAUAAUAAUAAUAAUAAUAAUAAUAAUAAUAAUAAUAAUAAUAAUAAUAAUAAUAAUAAUAAUAAUAAUAAUAAUAAUAAUAAUAAUAAUAAUAAUAAUAAUAAUAAUAAUAAUAAUAAUAAUAAUAAUAAUAAUAAUAAUAAUAAUAAUAAUAAUAAUAAUAAUAAUAAUAAUAAUAAUAAUAAUAAUAAUAAUAAUAAUAAUAAUAAUAAUAAUAAUAAUAAUAUACUUCAAGAAAAUCGGGAAGAAGAAGAUUUGGAUCAAGAUCAAGAAGAAUUGGAUCCGUUAUUAGCAAAAUGGCAGACCAAGAAAGAUGCCAUAACAUACUCCUUUUUGUCAAGUGUCCCCUCUAUAGUUCCGACAACGUCGUGCAAGGCAGUCUCCACCGACCUCCCUUUAAGGCUGCACCUAAAUAUCAUUAUAAGCCAUGGCAUGAUGGUUAAAAUCGAUUUUUGGAGUAACGCUUUUAAUAGUCGUAGACGCGAUGCCUCCGUGGUAUUCUCCAGUUCCUCACAGAAACGCUCCCAAGAUUCCUUCAUUGCCCGUCUGGUUUCCCUUUUGAAAGUGUUGAAGCUUUGA